CAAGACAAAAUGGACCCUUCAGGCGCAUCAUCGCCACCCCCUGAAUCAAGUGUUCUUUCUAGCCACGAUACUCCAGACCUCGAAUCGUUCGAUCCCGUCACAUCCUCCUCUUCUACCAAACGAUAUAGACGAAAACCAACAGAAAAGCGUCGGGCACGGACAUCCUUUGUAUGGAAGCAUAUGCCGGGUCCAAUUGACACAAUAUAUCAACAGGAAGGCUCUGAGGCUAUAUACUGGCGUUGCAAGUAUUGUCCAAAGGAGUACAGAGAGUCUGGUGGUACAGCAUUUAUUGCAGUUCAUCUACAGACUGUACAUGAGAUUGUUGAUAGCCGGGAGCAACAAAACACCCUUCAGCAAUUAAGUAUAUCUACUGCGAUGGCACGAGGCCUUGAAACGCAAUACAAAUGACGUCGUCUUGACUCAGUUCAAUCAACCACAAUCAACCCAUCAACUCUUGAGCAGCUCUUUAUUCAAUGGAUAUCACGUUGUUCGGUCUCGUUCAAUAUAGUCGAAAUCUCCGAAUUCAGAAACCUCCUUGCAUACCUUAAUCCAGAGGUCAAUAACUGGCUUCCAACAAGUCACAGUACAAUACAUAAAUGGACAAUGAGAUGCUACGACAACGAACGAAACCAAGUGAUAGCACGUGUACAGUCAGCACUUUCAAAGAUUCACUUUACCGUGGAUAUUUGGACUUCUCCGAACAAGCUUCCUCUAGUUGGCAUUAUUGGCCACUAUAUUGCAGAGAACGGAGAUCUUUGUCAAUCAGUGCUUCUUACGAGAGAUCCACGGAAGGCAUACAGGAGAGAAUCAAGCC
Pseudogymnoascus destructans is the source of this 814-nucleotide messenger RNA. RefSeq lists its product as uncharacterized. The transcript has a single exon. Bases 10 to 408 code for a protein of 132 amino acids. Gene Ontology annotation, molecular function: DNA binding. The record is from RefSeq and is a predicted model, not a curated record. Lineage: Eukaryota; Fungi; Ascomycota; Leotiomycetes; Thelebolales; Thelebolaceae.